CAAAAGUAGUGUCAGUUUGAUAAGGUCUCUCACUCUUUUCUAGAAGAUGUUCCCACGCACUUCGCUGGCUCUGACCUUGCUGCUGUUCCUCGCUGUGCAGAUCCUGAGCACCGGAUACUGCCGGACGGGUUCACGGAAGCAACGUCAUAAAAGGGAAUGGGUCGUUCCCGCCAAACGCUUUACAGAAAAUGUAGACUACAGUUAUCUGCACUAUGUCGGCAAGAUCCGAUCAGACAACGAUGACAAGAUAAUGCUGCACUACACUUUAAGAGGACCAGGAGCCAACCAGCCACCUGUUGGUUACUUUGUAGUAGACACUUACAAAGGAUUUGUUCGCAUUACACGGCCCCUGGAUCGUGAGGAAAGACAAUACUACACCCUUAUCGGCACUGCAUGGCAUGCUAACAACACCAUAGCUGAAGAUAAUAUUAAAAUCAACAUUAUUGUGGAGGACCAGAAUGAUAACCCGCCGGUUUUCAUCAAGCCAGAACGAAGCAGUGUUUAUGAGGGCAGCCCAGUUGGUACCUUUGUAACACAAGUUGUGGCCAAAGAUGCAGAUGAGCCAAACACUCUUCAUACUAAGAUAGCAUACAGCUUGAUCAAGCAAGAGCCGAACAAUGGCCAGCUUUUCUUUGCUGUUGAUAAAGACAAUGGAAAAAUCUCUGUGAGCAACCCAACACUCGACAGAGAGCAACACAGGUCUUUUGUUCUCACGGUGCAAGCUGCUGACAUGUAUGGAAGUCCUGAAGGAAAUUCUGCUACAGCUACUGUAUUUAUAGAUAUCCUGGAUGUCAAUGACAAUGUUCCUACUUUGGAGAAGGAUGAGUUUUCAGCAAGUAUUGAUGAGAAUGAGGCACCUGUUGAGGUUUUGAGGAUCCAGGCUCUGGAUAACGAUGAAGAAAUGUCAGACAAUUGGUUGGCCGAGUUUGAAAUAGUCUCGGGGAACGAGGAUGGACGUUUCUCUAUUGAAACUAAUUCGAAGACAAAUAUGGGUGUUUUGUACCUGAACAAGCCUGUUGACUUUGAGUCAGCAUCUGAUAUGAAGCUGAAUCUAGUUGUUGCAAACAAAGCCCCUCCAGGAGCACCUCUAGUGAGUGGAGCAGGAGCAGGAGCAGGAGCAGGAGCAGGAGCAGGAGCAGGAGCAGGAGCAGGAGGUGCAGGUGCAGGUGCAGGUGGAGCAUCUGGAGCAGGUGGCCAACAUAUGUUUAAUGGAGGAAACUCCAGUGUGCUCAAGCAAAAGAAAUACUUAGUAAAUGUCAGUGUCAAAAACAAACCAGAGGCCCCAAAGUUCAAGCCAAAGAUCAAGCCUAUAUCUGUAUCUGAAAACACCAAAAAUUCUUUUCCAAGAGUAAUUGACACCUACACUGCUACAGAAGAAGACACGGGCAAAACUGCAGAAAAAGUCAAAUAUGCAAAGGGAUAUGACCCUGACAACUGGAUUUCUAUUGACAUGAAUACAGCUGAGAUAAAGUUGAACAAGGUACCAGAUCGUGAGUCUCCUUUUGUGGUAAAUGGGACCUACUAUGCCAAGAUCCUCUGCAUUACAGAUGAACUGCAUGCUCAGACGUCUACGGGGACUAUAGCUUUGCAAGUAGAGGACCUGAAUGAUAACUGCCCAAAACUCCUUGAUAGUGUGCAGACUGUCUGCAGGGAUGCCAGAGUGGUCAAUGUCACAGCAGCAGAUGAAGAUUCAGAUCCCAACGGAGCUCCGCUAGAGUUCAGAUUGAUACAAGAGAAGACAAAGGGCAAAUGGAAUCUCCAGCAAAUAAAUGAUGUAAGUGUUUCACUGCACGCUGAAGAUGACUUAUGGCCUGGUUUUUAUGAAGUUACCAUGGAGAUCAGAGACAAGCAAGGACUGGCCUGCCCCGAUAAGCAAGUCCUCCAUUUAGAAGUCUGCACUUGCUCUGAAGGAACGUUUUGUGUUUCAAAAGUGGCAGGCGUACGCACUACAUCAGCCAACUUUGGAGCAGCAGGAAUUAGUUUCCUAAUUCUAGGAUUCCUCUGCCUCAUCGUGUCGCUUAUGGCUAUAAUGCAAUGUGAAUGUGGGAAUCAUGGAAAAACAUUUAUUGAAAUGCCAUUUGAAACAAAGCAACAUCUUAUCACAUAUUGCACAGAAGAAAAAGUAACAUAUGGGGGUGAUCUUAUGAUGAGCAUGCCACCAAAACUCCACAAUGAAGGCAGCAAUGACAUUAAAUUAUCCAAAGAACCUUUAAGAAUGAUGGAAGCUGAUUCUAAUAUCCCAGUGAAUGAAACUCAGGCUGUAAACCAGGCUGUAAAUAACAGUCCUAAAAUGGUUGGAAUGAUGCAGAAGAGUGUAUUUGGAGGCUAUUACUAUGACAUAAAUGUGGAAAACUCUGCAAGGUGGAAGGAACAACAAAUCUCACUCGACUCAUUACUAAAACAAUACCUUGCACAUAAAUCCAGUUAUAUAUCAGAGAAUGAUUCUCCAAAGCAAGGACUGAAGCACUAUGAUUAUGAAGGUGAAGGAUCUGUUACAGGUUCAAAUGACAGCCUCAGCUUCAUUGAGUCUAAUGAUGAUCUGGAGUUCUUGAACAACCUGGGUUCAAAGUUCAACACCUUGGCUGAGGUGUGUGGAUUCAGACAGACUGACCCAAAAGUUAUUGUUAAUACUGUUGAGACAACACCAAACACAGCUGCAACUUCCAGUCACGUGACCAACAUUGUCCAGCCCAGUCCAGAAGAGAUACCUGUUAAAUCACCCCUUGUCCAAUCCAAACCUAAUCAGGGGAUUUUUGUACAGGAACCUAUGUACUAUGGAUUCAACCAGCCAGUGGCAAGCAGUGUUUUGCUGUCAGAGGAUGGGCUUGGGCAAGGUUUGUACAUAAUUAAUGGAACUCCAGAAGCUGGGAGUAUUCAGACUCAAGGUAACAGUCAUAUACUUGCAUAUUUAAGUAGUGGACAACAGGCUGUUCUAGCAAACAACACCAUUGGCGAUUCAGUCUUGUACUCAAAUAUUGUACCUCAGAGUCCGAUCAUGGUUACUGAAAGUUUAGGGGAAGUUAAUUCUGUUGUCAUUCAGAAUGUUUCACCAACUGCAAACCUUGUAAUGAUGGCACAGCAACAAUUAGAUGGAAUCGGUUCAUUGCAGUUGUUAAGAGAUAACGUGCAGGGUAGAGUAACUCUUAUUGAUGGUUCAGCAAAUGAAGGCAAAGUAUUUGUUGCAGGUCUAAGUCCAAGUCAUCAUCCCUUGAGCCCUCAACUUCUUUACCCAGUAAGUUCUCAAGAGUUGAGUGGAAUGGUACAUAUGAACCAAACAGUGAUUGAUGGCUCCCUUUCCAGUGCACAGAAUAAAGGGACAGUAACAAUUAUAGAAAGUCCUGUCAAUGAAAGCAAUGUUUUGACUGGAGGCCCAGGAACUCCAAACAUAGUGAGACUGCCUCAAGCUCCAACAGGACAGGUUAAUAAAAGUGAGCUAUUAGUAAAUGGUGUUCAGAACAUUGUAUCAGGGAAAGGUGGACAGAGCAGACCAUUGGUUAGUGGUCCCAUAAUUCUAGAGGGUUCAAGCCAGCUCCCACUUGUCCAGUAGUCUAGUGGAACUUCCUCAGGCAGCAAACAGACAGUUAUUUCGUUCUACAUCGUCCAAAGUUAGAACUUCAUGAAGCCAAAAUCCAAAGAACUUACAACAAAUGGGCAGAUGAACGUUAAGCAGUAAUCUAAUUUUCGGUUUAGAGUCAGUAAUACCUUAUUCAUUCCCAGGAUUGGAUUGUUCACAGAGGAGCACUAAUUUAAGCAUUAGAUGAGUUAUUAGUAUGCAAUAUUAAAAUGAAACAAUAAGUGAGUAUGAGCUUUUUAUAUAUAUAUAUUUAUAUAUAUUUUGCAUUUUUUAAUAUCUACUUGGCCUAGGUGCUUUGAACCUAUUUCAAGACCGAUAUUGUUAAACAUGUUGCAGUUUGUGUUACAUCUUAAAUCUACUGAUAAGAUUUCAAGGAAAACCUUAACACAUUGACGUACAUUGUAUACAACAAUAAAUAACUUGAUUAAAGAUUACAUGAUUUAAAAUGAACAAAAAAGGUACACUCUGAUUAUGUAGUGUUCUAAAGCUUUUAUUUCUGUAAAUUCUGUAAUCAAAUUUUAUCAUAUGUAAUUGUGUUGAUUAUUAUUAAUCAGUUCAGUCACAUAAUUCCAUAGACUUCCAUUAUAUUAGCAUUAUGGUGAACAACAGUCAAUCUUAUGUGAAUGUACAACUGUUUUAAUAUUCUGGUUUAAUAUUCUGUGAAUAAAAACUUGUUAAGUUAAUGUUAGGUUUUGUGGGGGGUUUUAUGGCAAUGAUGUUUUUUUCUUUUCUUUUUUUCGGUAGUUUCAACAGUUUCAAAAAUACAUGUGGUGUUUUGCUCUAAAUAAAGUUGAAAAUGACUAAAGAACA
Molecule: messenger RNA, 4384 nt
Organism: Puntigrus tetrazona (Sumatra barb)
Lineage: Eukaryota; Metazoa; Chordata; Actinopteri; Cypriniformes; Cyprinidae
Product: desmoglein-2
Exons: 14
Coding region: 47-3547 (1166 amino acids)
Biological process (GO): homophilic cell-cell adhesion
Cellular component (GO): desmosome; plasma membrane
Molecular function (GO): calcium ion binding
Source: RefSeq, a predicted model, not a curated record